Molecule: messenger RNA, 312 nt
Organism: Staurois parvus
Lineage: Eukaryota; Metazoa; Chordata; Amphibia; Anura; Ranidae
Source: the annotation of a GenBank genome assembly
AUGAUUUUGCAUUUCUGGGUAGGGGGCGCGUGUGAGGCGCACACGCACCGCAUUCGCGGCUGUCAGUCACUGGCUCCCGGCUGCUUGUGCACACAGCACAGCCAUGCAAAACAGUGUGCUUACAGUGAAGCACACAGACACAGCCCCAUAGUAAAACACACCCAGCACACAGUUAACCCUUUGAUUGCCCCAGAUGUUAACCCCUUCCUGCCCAGUGCCAUUAGUACAGUGUCAGUGCUUUCUAUUAGCACUGAUCACUGUAUUGUUGUCACUGGGGAUGUCAGUGACACCAAGUCAGCUCCUCCCAGUGUC